This is a messenger RNA of Magnolia sinica, 955 nucleotides long. Its product is annotated as chromatin modification-related protein eaf6. Lineage: Eukaryota; Viridiplantae; Streptophyta; Magnoliopsida; Magnoliales; Magnoliaceae. The transcript is spliced from 7 exons. The coding region runs from base 130 to 678 and encodes 182 amino acids. The record is from RefSeq and is a predicted model, not a curated record. Gene Ontology annotation, cellular component: histone acetyltransferase complex.
UCAUAUGACUAAUGUGCGCCUUUUGCGUGCCGCGCUUAAUCGAAGCCCAGCUUAUUCAGAAACCGGAACUCGCGUGCCCUAACACGGAGAGAGUACUUUUCUUCCAAAGAUUUCAAAUCUCGCGGGAAAAUGGAAUCUGAAGUGCAACCAGCCCCGUCGAAUCCAUCGGCCAUGCUUGCAUCUCUCGUUAGCAAGAGAAAGAAGCUUCAAGAAGAGCUCCGUAGCAUCGAGAAGCAGGCUUUUUACCAACAUAUUAAGACAUUUUUAUUCUACUUGUGGAAGUCCUUAAUCUCUAUUAUCAUGUCCAAGGUUUAUGAGUUAGAGACAAGUUACUUACACGAUUCAAGUCAAUGUGGGAAUGUUCUGAAAGGUUUCGAAGGAUUUCUAUCAUCAUCCAAGAGCACCACCAACUUAAAGCGUUCCAGGAAGUUUCAGCCUGAAGAUAGACUGUUCUCUUUGUCAUCGGUUACUUCACCAGCAGUGGAAGAGCAUGCAGUUGGACGUGAUGAUGGAAGGGCAGAUUUUGGUCCAGGUCGGUCGAAGGGUGGAGGCACACCUGCUAAUGGACAGGGAAAGCCAAAGAAGGGUAGAACAGUGCCAAGAGAUGGGAAGAGAAUCAGGCCAUCAAGUGAACAGGAGCUUGAUGAUGAAGACGAUCCUGAUCUAAGUUUAAGAUGAUCACACCCGAUAUUUCAUGCACGAACUUCAGCUUAUGUCAUAUUAUUGGCUUGCAAGUGUAAGAAAUGCAGUUGAGCUUGGGAUGUGUCUUUGCCUUACUAUUGUAGGAAUUAUUAAUCUUGGAAUUGGAAUAGAAAUGCUAACCACUCAAGCAGAAUAGAAUGCCCUGUUCCACAUUGCAAUCCAAGGAGUCUUGACUGCUUGAUUAUCAUUACAGAGUUGCUGCUUUUGAUAAUAUUGCAAUGACACAGCUUCUGGAUUCUGCUGUGAAUUUAUU